Molecule: messenger RNA, 1545 nt
Organism: Caenorhabditis briggsae
Lineage: Eukaryota; Metazoa; Nematoda; Chromadorea; Rhabditida; Rhabditidae
Exons: 6
Coding region: 1-1545 (514 amino acids)
Molecular function (GO): UDP-glycosyltransferase activity
Source: RefSeq, a predicted model, not a curated record
AUGAGAUUACCAUGUCUUCUUUUCAUUUUUCUAGUAGCUGUUGAUGCUGGAAAAGUUCUCGUGUACAGUCCGUCGAUCAGCAGGAGUCACCUGAUUUCGAAUGGACGCAUAGCUGAUGCACUAGUGGACGCAGGUCACGAUGUUGUCAUGUUCAUUCCGGAAUAUGAACUGUUAACUGAUUCCGUGGGGACCAAAAAAGCCACAGUCAUCACACUAAAAGGAUUUAGCAGAAAGUAUGAGGAGGAAAUGAAAGGUUUCGGAGUUGCCAUGUUUUCCACUACCAGAUUAGGAUUUUGGGAGAGAACGAUGUACGAGAAAUCAAUGACUGCUAUGUGUGAUGACCUCAUGGCUAACAACGGAGCAUUAAAACCACUUCGAGAUAUGAAAUUCGACGUGGCGUUCAGUGAGCAGAUAGAUUUAUGUGGUGUUGGAGUGAUUCGUUACCUUGGAAUUCAAAACCAUCUUUGGGUUUCCACAACACCGAUCAUGGAUGCCGUCAGCUACAAUUUGGGAAUCCCAUAUCCUAGCUCAUACGUUCCUUCAAUCGAAGAAAAUGACAAUGGAGACAAAAUGAAUUUCUGGCAAAGGGCUUUUAAUCUCUACAUGCAUAUUGGCUCGAUUAUAAUUCACAGAUACGGUACUGAUGGAACAACUGAGGUAUUCCGAAAAUACGACCCAGAUUUUCCAAAUGUUCGAGACAUUGCUGCCAACUCUUCCUUGUGCUUUGUGAAUUCGGAUGAAGUCUUAGAUCUUCCAAGACCUACAAUCACCAAAACUAUCUAUGUUGGAGGAUUAGGCGUUCCUAAAAUAGCGAAUCCUUUAGACGAGAAAUUCUCCAAUAUAAUGUCGAAAGGAGACAAGGGUGUUGUUGUAAUCUCUCUCGGUUCAAUUGUUCCAUUUGGUGAUCUUCCUCUCCCUACAAAACAAGGAAUGCUCAGAGCAAUUGGUGAUAUGGCUGAUUAUCAUUUCCUUAUCAAAAUUUCGAGAGGAGAUGAGAACACAAGAAAUUUAACAAGAGGAUUGGAAAAUCUCGAUUUGGUUGAAUGGCUUCCACAAGUUGAUCUUCUUGCUCAUCCACGUCUGAAACUGUUUGUGAUGCAUGGAGGAAUCAAUGGGUUAAUGGAAACUGCACUCCAAGCAGUCCCAACUGUUGUCGUUCCAAUUUUCGCCGAUCAGUUCAGGAACGGGAGAAUGGUGGAGAAGAGAGGAAUUGGAAAAGUUCUUAAGAAGUUGGAUAUUGGUUAUGAGAGUUUUAAAAGCGCGGCGGAAACUGUUUUGAACACUCCAAGCUACAAAAAGAACGCCAUUAGAAUUGCUGAGAUGAUGAGAAACAAACCAUUCACACCAGAAGAACGUCUUGUGAAAUGGACAAAGUUUGCAAUCAAUCAUGGAGUUCUGGAAGAACUUCACGUGGAAGGAUCUAGGCUGAAUACCAUUGUUUAUUAUAAUUUGGACAUUUUUGCAUUUUUGUUUUUUGUAAUUUUGGUUUUUUUCCGUGUUCUCUGUUAUGCAUUCAUUCGAGUGGUGAGGAAAAAUCUUUUGUGA